AAAUCAGAGAUGAUAGGGGAGGCAACAUGUUGUAACUUAUGCAGAGAUGGUAAGAAGACAAGGCAAGCCAAAAGCGACAGAUGAGUUGGAGGAGAACGAAGGUUCAAGAGGAGGGAGACAAAGGGUUGCCGGUAGAUUAAUAGGAAAUGUGAGAGGGGGUCAACAUGCUGUAACUUAUGUAGAGAUGGUAAGAAGACAAGGCAAGCUAGAAGUGACACAAGAGUUGGAGGAGAAUAAAGUUCCAAGAGGAAGGAGACAGAGGGUUGCCACUAGAUCAAUAAGAAAUGGGAGAAACAAAAGAUGGUUACCCAAGCAUCAAGCACAAAUUUGGUUGGGGUUGGAAUUCAAUAUUAAUAUAGACGAGUUUUCUUGGUUGGAAAAAUGCUAUGUCAGAACAAUUUUUUCAGAGAACAUAAUACCAAACUUACAGGAGAAAUUUUACAUAGAGGGAGUUUUCUACUGUAACAUAAGAGCUAUGGGAGGAAAGCUUGUUCUUUUGGAAGGUAGGGAUUCUGAAGAUCUGAAGGCACUUGUUGAGACAGGACAAGAUUGAAGCAUGGAAGAUGAAGAUGAUGUUGACAUGGAAGACAUAAUGGCUGAGGUGGCUAAACAAAUUGGUGAGGUGGCAGGUGAAGUUGAUGAUAACAUGGAAGACACAACGUAUGAGAUGGCUAAAACGGAGAAGAUUGGGAUAAAUGUGGAGGAAGAAGUACAAUCUUCAAAUUUGAAUAACCUAGAGCUUGGAGUAGUUGUUAAAAUAGCUGAUACAUGUGCAGCCAAAAAUAGUGGCGAGGUGGGUCUAGUUGACGGCUCGAGUAUAGUGGCAUUUAUGAUUAAUGGCGUUGGGAGUGAGAAUCAUGUACUCUGCAUGGCGGCUAAAGGAAGUAAUGAGGAAGAUUUGAAUAGAGAUGGCUGCUCAUUAAUUGGUGAUGGGAGAAGAGAAACCGACUCUAUCAGUGAUUUAAAAAUGGUUGCAAUUUCGAUGCAUGCAAAUGAAGAGUUAUUGGAGGGGGUUGGGUUUACUUGUCUUAGGGAUGCAAAAAGAACUGUAACAGCAUUAUGGGAGCAAGUGAAGGUUCUUGGGGUUACAGUGAAAGGAGAUGAACAUGUGAUUUUGGAGAAAAUACAAGACUUGGAAGUCAGAGAUAAGGAGGAAAAAAAGAGAGGAAAUGGCCAAAUCGAAAAGCAAGGACCAGAAAUUCCAAGGUUCAAGAAUCUAGUUACAGACAAAUGGAAACAGUUUGAGGUGAAAGGGUGGGGCGGCUAUGUACUGAAAGAAAAACUGAAGCUUUUGAAGGGCUUUUUAAAGACUUGGAGUAAGGAGCAUGGAGUGGAGGUGGAUGAGAAAAUAGAAAGAGCUAAAUCUAAAUUAGCAAGACUUGAUUGUAAAGGUGAAUUUCAACAGUUGGAUGCAGAGGAGAUUAUAGCUAGAAGGAACUACACUAAAGAUCUGUGGGUGAACAUUCGACUAAAGGAAGACAUGCUACAACAAAAAUCGAGGUUAAUAUGGUUAAAGGCUGGUGAUGCAAACACGAGGUACUUCCAUAGAAGCAUCAAAGGGAGAUGGCGUAGAAACCAAAUUAACUCUUUGUUAGUCAACGAAGUAGAACUAACAGGUGUUGAAGAGCUCAAAGAUUGGGCAGCCAAUUAUUUUAGAGAAUUGUUUAUAGAGGAAGGGUGGCAGAGACUAGUUUUGGAUGGUGUUAACUUUAAACCCUUAGCAUUCACAGAUAUGGCAAGUCUCACUAAAUCUUUUACUGAGGAAGAAGUCAGAUCUGCAGUUUGGGAAUGUGAUAGUGCGAAGGCUCUUAGACCCAAUGUAGAGGAGCUUAAUGGUAUUGUCAAUGCAGCAACCUCAAAAGGCCAGUUUAAAGGAGUACAUAUUGGACGAGGGGAUUUAUGCAUCUCACAUUUACAAUUUGCAGAUGACACGUUGUUGAUGGGAGAAGCCACAAAGGAUAAUGUGUGGACAACAAAGUGUAUUAUGAGGGCCUUUGAAUUAGCUUCUGGAUUGAAGAUAAAUAAUGGCAAAAGUUCACUUAUAGGAGUGAAUGUGGAUAAAGCAUGGGAGCAAAGGAUGUCGUAUCUCCUGAACUGCAGGCUGAUGGUAGUUAUUGAAGAACAACAAUUGACAUAUGGCAAGCAAGAUGAAUGGUCUUGGAAGAUGGGCAAAACAGGGCACUGCACUGUAAAGACAACGUAUGAGAUCCUUUCAAAUAGAGAGGAAGGUGGUGUGGUGAACUAUAAAAAGAUGUGGAAGUCCUCAAUACCAUCCAAGGUGGUAGGGAUUGACAACUGUGUUGAGCAACACCUGUUUGUCUAUGUUUCACCAACACUGGUGGAAUGGAGGAAAAAGGAUAAAUAAAGCUUGGAUGGCAAUUUGGUUUACUGUGGUGUGGACUCUCUGUGGCUGGGUAGAAAAGAUAAGGUGUUUCAGGAUCUUGAGGUUAGCGCAAAUAAGCUAUUUGAUUUUAU
This is a messenger RNA of Rubroshorea leprosula, 2475 nucleotides long. The record is from the annotation of a GenBank genome assembly. NCBI's taxonomy places the organism in Eukaryota, Viridiplantae, Streptophyta, Magnoliopsida, Malvales, Dipterocarpaceae.